Molecule: messenger RNA, 324 nt
Organism: Cantharellus anzutake
Lineage: Eukaryota; Fungi; Basidiomycota; Agaricomycetes; Cantharellales; Hydnaceae
Exons: 2
Coding region: 1-324 (107 amino acids)
Source: RefSeq, a predicted model, not a curated record
AUGGUCCAGAUGCUCCCAGGUGCUCUGGAGCCUCCGGAGUGCUCUGGACCAGGGGACCUUGCUCUAGUUGCCUGUCCGAUUUUCGUGAUGCAGAGGGUCGUUGGUCUCCUCGCCGCGGGAGGUGAUGUUCUCACCGCCGUCAAUGCUGCAUCGGAGCUUUACGAUUUUCCACUGAAGUUCAGGGGAAACAAAGAGGAAUGGGAGAGUUUUGGAAAAUGUGUCGCGGACGCUAUGGUCGAUGUAGUUGCAGGCAUCGAUUUGUGCAAUGCGUCUAAUGAAGAGGUUAAGCUGCGGAUGGAAAGUGUCACGAAGCUAAGCGAGUAA